Messenger RNA from Gastrolobium bilobum, 2841 nucleotides. RefSeq names its product protein CHROMATIN REMODELING 25. The transcript is spliced from 21 exons. Bases 34 to 2823 code for a protein of 929 amino acids. NCBI's taxonomy places the organism in Eukaryota, Viridiplantae, Streptophyta, Magnoliopsida, Fabales, Fabaceae. The record is from RefSeq and is a predicted model, not a curated record. Gene Ontology annotation, cellular component: nucleus. Gene Ontology annotation, molecular function: ATP binding; ATP-dependent chromatin remodeler activity; DNA translocase activity. Gene Ontology annotation, biological process: double-strand break repair via synthesis-dependent strand annealing; reciprocal meiotic recombination.
AGAGAGAGAGAUUGAAACUUGAAUUUGAGGAGUAUGAGUGAGAGAAUGAGGAUGGAGGAAGAGGAAGAUGAAGUGGUGUCGUGCUCUUCUGAUCCCGGUGACGAUGAUAUUGAAAAAUCUUUUGAUUCCGGGGACAGUGACUAUGAUAUUGAACAAUCUUCCUCUCCGCUGGACGAAGAACGCAAAUCGCAGAAUGUGGAAGCUCUCCUGAGGGGGAACCUGAUCGUGAAGAGACAAUCGUUGCUACCGCGAGUUCUAUCAGUUUCAGGAGCGGCUGUUUGUAGAAAACCCUUUAAGCCUCCAUGCUAUAAAUCUAAUGGUUACAAUCAAGACCUUACUCGUAGGCUUUCCGCUCGCAAAAGGUUUGUCCCGUGGGGCUCUACUACACCUACACCAGUGGUUGUGGCUGAGUUGAACUUGAAUGUGCCGCCAAUAACUAUAAGCCAUGUUGAUGUUGCUGAGGAGGAGAAACCAUCUUUGCCCCCUGGGGUUGAUCCUCUAGUAUUGUGGCACCCUGAGGAUGAGGCUUCUAGUUUGACAACGAUAACAGUUGACCCUUUGCUUGUUCGUUUCCUUCGUCCACAUCAGAGAGAAGGGGUUCAGUUUAUGUUUGAUUGUGUCUCAGGGCUAUGUAGUACACCAAAUAUACAUGGAUGCAUUUUGGCAGAUGAUAUGGGUUUGGGGAAGACAUUGCAGUCGAUCGCAUUACUAUAUACUCUUAUUUUUCAAGGGUUUGAUGGGAAGCCAAUGGUUAGGAAGGCCAUCAUUGUGACUCCGACCAGCCUUGUCAGCAAUUGGGAAGCUGAAAUCCACAAGUGGGUUGGAGAAAGAGUUCAUCUUGUUGCUCUAUGUGAAAGCACAAGAGAAGAUGUUGUCUCUGCGAUUGAGAAUUUUACAAGUCCCCACAGCACUUUACAGGUGCUCAUUGUUUCAUAUGAGACAUUCCGAAUGCAUUCAUCAAAGUUUAGCUCUAGUGACUCGUGUGACCUUCUCAUAUGUGAUGAGGCUCACAGACUGAAAAAUGACCAGACAAUAACAAACAAGGCAUUGGCUGCUCUUCCAUGCAAACGUAGAAUUUUGUUGUCAGGAACUCCUUUGCAAAAUGACUUAGAAGAAUUCUUCGCAAUGGUUAACUUUACUAAUCCUGGAAUAUUGGGUGAUAUUGCACAUUUUCGACGUUACUAUGAGGCACCGAUUAUUUGUGGAAGAGAACCUGCUGCCACAGCAGAAGAGAAGAAGCUUGGUGCUGAACGCACUGCAGAAUUAAGUGCCCAAGUUAAUCGGUUCAUAUUAAGAAGGACUAAUGCAUUAUUAUCGAAUCACUUGCCACCAAAGAUAGUUGAAGUUGUUUGCUGCAAGUUGACUCCACUACAGUCUGACCUCUAUAAACAUUUUAUACAAUCCAAAAAUGUUAAACAGGCAUUUACUGCAGAACUGAAGCAAUCAAAGAUUUUGGCCCAUAUAUCAGCUCUCAAAAAGUUGUGCAAUCAUCCGAAGCUCAUCUAUGAUAACAUUCGAAGUGGGAGUCCAGGAACUUCAGGUUUUGAGGACUGCAUUCGAUUCUUCCCUCCGGAAAUGUUAUCUGGAAGGUCUGGCUCAUGGACAGGAGGGCAUGGAGCGUGGGUUGAGCUGUCCGGGAAAAUGCAUGUCUUAGCAAGAUUACUUGCUCAAUUGCGUCAGAGAACAAAUGAUCGUAUUGUCCUUGUCUCAAAUUAUACUCAGACUCUUGAUCUUUUUUCUCAAUUGUGUCGGGAACGAAGGUAUCCUCACUUGAGACUUGAUGGAACUACAUCAAUCAGUAAAAGGCAGAAGUUGGUCAACUGUUUUAAUGACCUAUCUAAGGAUGAAUUUGUUUUUUUAUUAAGCAGCAAGGCUGGUGGUUGUGGACUCAAUUUGAUUGGUGGAAAUCGACUUGUCUUGUUUGAUCCUGACUGGAAUCCAGCAAAUGAUAAACAAGCUGCAGCAAGAGUUUGGAGGGAUGGACAGAAGAAAAGAGUUUACAUUUACAGAUUUUUGAGUGCCGGAACAAUAGAAGAAAAGGUCUACCAGCGUCAGAUGUCAAAAGAAGGGCUGCAAAAGGUCAUUCAGCAGGAGCAAACCGAUAGCCUUGUGGCACAGGGUAACUUUCUUUCGACAGAGGAUCUCCGCAAUUUGUUCACUUUUAAUGAGAAUGUCAAGUCAGAGAUUCAUGAAAAGAUGCAAUGUGCUCGGUGUCAAACAUAUGAUGGACCUCAAAGCACUGACGAGAAAUAUGUAGCCCAAUCAACAAAAAUUUACAGUGAAUCUGAUGAGGAAACCUCUGAUAUAGGUGGAUUUGCAGAAAUUGCAGGUUGCUUAGAGAAUUUAAAAACAUCAGAAAAGCAGGUAGGGACCCCAUUGGAAGAAGAUUUAGGUAGUUGGGGCCAUCAUUUUUUCCCAACUUCCGUACCUGAUGCUAUCCUUCGGGCUUCAGCCGGUGACGAGGUGACCUUUGUCUUCACAAACCAAGUUAACGGAAAGCUGGUACCGAUUGAUUCCGUCAUCAGUCCAAAGCUACAGCAAAAGGAACCAAAUAAUGAAUUACUCAAGUCAGGGCAGAACAUCAAACAAAAAUCUGCUCCUUUUUCUUUACAUAAUAAACUACCCCUGCGAUCUGCAAAUGCUUCUGGUGUUACUAGUGCGUUAUCUUCCUCUCCCAAUGCUUGGACGAAGGAAGCACUAAAUUCUGUCAGAAUUAUAAAAAAUAACUCAAUGAAUGUAGCAUUUGAGACCGACUAUUCUCUUGUAAAUAAAUUAUUACCACAGAAAAGAUCAUGUCCUGCUAAUAUCAAUGACGAUGAUUGAGUACUACAUAUGUUGUCA